CUGGAGCGGCUGGAAAAGUAAUGUCUAGAUAGCGUCAUGAUAUGUAUCCAGUAGACAGUUAAUUAAAAAACGAACUGUCGUAGAAUCUGAAUCUCUAGCCAAUUUGACUUCAUACAUGGACAGAGCAUGCGCACUUACUUCGUGCUUUAGAAAGUUCUCUUCGCUAUUUCUCAAGCUUGUACUCGUACUUUUUCGCCUAACAAGCCUGAAAAUGAGCUGGGACUCAUACAUCGACAACUUGAUUGCUCAGUCUAUGGACACGAGAGGUGGACUUCACGUAUCGAAGGCCUGCAUUAUCGGUCUAGACGGCGGCGGAAAGUGGACGACAGACGGUCAUGCUAACGCGUUUAAGAUCACACCACAGGAAGGAGCUGAGAUUGCAAAGGUUAUGAAAUCCAAAGAUUUUACAAACUUCCAAAUGUCUGGAGUGUAUUGUGAGGGUGACAGAUAUUUGUUUUUGAAAGAACAAGAUUCAAAAAUAGUAUAUGCCAGGAGAAGAGCAGUCGGCACAACUACUAUUCAAGCCAGCAAGACAGGAAUCGUUAUUGCUUUGUGUCCAACAGAUUCUCUACAUGGCAAUUGCAACAAAGCGGUGAAUGUAAUUGUCGAGUAUUUGGAAUCUUUGGGCAUGUAGAGAUCUUGCAAGAGGUAUUUCACAAAGACAUGUUAGUCAAGGAAUUGGAAUUGAGUAGUACUUAGUCUCUGUUCACUCUCACUUUGGAUCAGAAGUUUAUGAUGAAGCGCCUGUGUUUGUAUAGAAACAACUGACUAGGUGCUGCUAUUCCAAAUAGCUUCAUUUGCAUCACAAAACUAUGAAAACACAGUAGAGUAUGCAUACUGCUACCAAUUUGAGGGGCAGUCAUUACUAAUUGUUCAGGGGGGUGGAAAAUUUGCUGGGGGCCCCAUAGUUUGAUAUGCGAACCCUGCAAAAUAUGCCUGCUAAAAUCUUCUGACCCCCGCUGUCUGUCAAUUAACUUAAUUUAGAUGAGCCCAUAUAUGUGCAUGUACAUGUAUACAUGUAAUAUAUAAUCAUAUAGGUAUGUACAAUAGAAAGUCUGUUUGAGGGCUCGUGUGUGUCCUAGGUAUGAUUUCUAAAGUUCGUCCUUUCUAUUCAACCCACUGACAAAACAAGUAAAGCAGCAAUCGCCGUUUUCAGUAAUGCAAGUGUGCAAAGUGCUUAGAAAGAUACUUUUCUUGCAUAUACGUAAUUCUAUACAUUAUGUAUACAGCUAAUAUCAUAAACAUCCCUGAAAAAUUAUGACCCCCCCCCCCAACAGAAGAUGACCAAAUGCUUAGUGAUCCCUGCAAAUCACUGAAUUUCAAAGUUAAGAUCCUCCAGCAAAUUUGCAAGCCCCUCCAGACACUUAAGAAUGACCGGCCCCAAAGAACAAGCCAAAUGUUGGUAUGAACUGGACGCAGCAAGAACAUUGGAAUCAAUUACAGCAUUUGAGAUAAUUGGCGAUAUCUGUUCUUGUGGCAAUUUAGGGUAACAAUAAUGCUGUAAUAUACUAAAGACUUUGAUAUGAAGAAUUCUAAUCCUUGCAUGUAGGUCUGGUUUACAAGGCUGGCUGUGGUAUUGGAAAAAUCCAAGCUCUUGCGCUUUCAAAUGAUACCAAGAUUAGACCACCUCGAACGCACCAAAAAUAUGGGAGUUAUUGCGAUUUUCGUAAUUGUGAAGUUUAGUAGCUUUUUAGCUGGUUUGUUAGACACUCAGUUGAGUGUUUUCAAUCAGAUUUGAGACGUGCAAUUUGAUUAUGAGCAUCAGUACCCUAAUUCCAGGUAAUGAUUUGACAUCAUUCAUUACAACAGUGAGUCGGCAUUGAGUAAGAUGUGUCUUUGGUGCAUCCACAAAGAGGUGGCUUUCUUGUGAAUUUUAGGGGACAAAACAAGAUCAUUGCAUGAUAUGACAUCUUCAGCUCCUGCUUUUAUCCUUUUGGUACAAAAAUUAUUGACCAUUAAACUUAUUUUGUUAUAUUAGUUUGCUUAUCUACCUAGGUCUUCGUUUUGUGGGUCUCUGGUCAAUAGCAAAAGUUUCAGGACUUUAGUAAUUCACACACU
Molecule: messenger RNA, 2058 nt
Organism: Corticium candelabrum
Lineage: Eukaryota; Metazoa; Porifera; Homoscleromorpha; Homosclerophorida; Plakinidae
Product: profilin-like
Exons: 2
Coding region: 116-634 (172 amino acids)
Cellular component (GO): cell cortex
Molecular function (GO): actin monomer binding
Source: RefSeq, a predicted model, not a curated record